UGUUAUAAUUUUCUGUUUUCAUAUACAGAUGGUAAAAGAUCGAAAAUUCGUACAUGCAGAAUGUGAAUAUUAUACUGUUGCCAGCAAGUAAUCAUGCAUACUCUUCAUUUUAUUGAUGAGAAAAAAACUGAGUUUAAACUUUAAAAGGAAGAAACGUUAUUAAUAGGUUGUAUCAUAUUAUAUUAUUACACCAACGAAGAAUAACGUGUGUGUGCAAACUAAUAUGACACAGGCGAUGUCAGAAAUGUUAAAAUGUAAAAAGUUAAAUUGUCAUGUCGCGAGAGUUGACUACUUGCUGGUUGCUAAGCAACUGAAGCGUUUGUUUCAUCGCAGCUGGCGAAAAAUGGCGGAAACCAGGAGCUCUUCCUUUCGAGCGUUCAAGAAAGCUCAGCUGGUAAGAAUGGAGAAGCCUCAGGCAACCAAGUCCAUAAAUGGUCCUUUCUCAGCACAUCAAGGAACAACACCUCACAUGGAUCUACUUGUCAAAGAAGAAGAAUACAAGCGUCUUAAUGCAGAGCUGGAGGCAAAAACUGCUCAAAUCGUUCGGCAAGCAGAAGAACUUAUGAACAAAGAGCAAAAUGAAACUUUAUCCAAGGCGAUCUCUUCUCAUCUCAGCACUGACCUUGACAUUGAGGUUGACAAGGAGGAAAUUAGAAACCCCAGCCCUUCAGCAACUACUGAAAACCAGACAUCUGCAAAGGCAGCAAAUAAAAAGACUGUGGUGAAAUCCACCGUACAAAGCAGGCCUUCAUCAGCAGCCCAAAGAAAGAAAGUCUCUAAAACAACAAAAGCCAGUACAGUGGAUGAUGUUGCGAUUCAUACAGAUUUCCUAGAUUUCUCCCUGGCUAAGACCAUAAGCAAUAUUGAGAGCAAACUAGAAGAAGGUAUGAUACACGAAGACGUAGUAGAUGAAGUCAUACCCAGUGUUGGAGAAGAAAUGAGUUCUGAGGCUCAGAUUCGUUUCCUUCAGGCAAAACUUCGAGUACUCCAAGAGGAACUGAAUAGACUGUCUUAUGAAAACAACAAAAAGGAAGAGGAAAAUGACAGUUUGACUGCCAAAAUAAAGCAGGUAGAGGAGGAGCGAAACAGGCUGCAGCGGACAACCAGCGUUCAGCAAACCCAGAUGGAGAAGCAGAAAGCCUUGGCAGAGGACUCCAGCAGAAAGUGCGAGGGGCUGCAGCAGGAAGUGGCCACUCUGAAGAAGGAAAUCGACGGCUUGAAGAGAGCACAGAAGCAGGCUGCCAGCGCACACAGCGCUACAGAAGUCAGGCUGAACCGGGCGCUGGAAGAAGCCGAGAAGUGCAGGACGGAGCUGAACAAGAUCAGGCAGAGCAGCAAGGAUGCUGCCAACCAGGAACACCAGAAAGUGGAACUCCUGCAGGCUGAGAACAAGAAGCUGGAGAAACAGAAGGCAGAACUUAUAGGAGGAUUUAAGAAACAACUCAAACUAAUCGAUGUACUCAAACGACAAAAGAUGCAUUUUGAGGCAGCAAAGAUGUUGUCUUUUACCGAAGAGGAAUUUAUGAAAGCUCUUGACUGGGGGACAUAGAGCUAAAAAAUACAGAAAUUAUGUGAAGAAAUACAGGGUGAAAAAGUAUGAAAAAAAUUGCAUGAAUUUGAAAAGCUUGUUUUCUGUUUUUAGUCAUUAUGUUAAGGAUUGCUGACUUCCGCAUGACUUCAUUUUUUGUGGCACUCUUCCCACAGCGACGUGUACCAAUUACUAUAAACAGUAACUCGUGGACAUGUUCCAGAUAGAUCGGAGAAUCUUAAACAGCUCAUAGCGUGUGUGAUUUCCCUGUGAUGGACUGGUGUCCUGCCUUACACCCUAUGCGUCCAAGAUGGGCUCUGGACCACCUGGUCCCUGAAUUGAACAGGCCAUUAUCAAUAGAUGGAAGGCAGGAUGUCAGUUGGUGUCUUGCUUACCCUGGACUGCCAUCUAGUGUUUUGAUGUAUGAACACACUGAACUUCUUGUUCACAUCUUCAGCCACAUUCCCACCCUGGAAAUACACAUCUGGAUCUCAUCCCUACAACAUUCUCUUAAAAUCCUCAGGAAUGGAACAGGGUCUCCUCUUGUAAAAUAACAGUAAUAAAUAUAUGGCACAAUUUCAUUAAGACACUUUGAGUGAACUCCACAGUAUGCUGUAGACAGGUUAUGUGCAAUGAAUUUACAGAAUAAUGAAAUAAAAGACUCCAAUCUUUCAAAGUAAAUAAAGCACAGAAGGAGGAGAAGGCCCAAAGGUACAGUGUUGAGGUGCUAAACAGGGACAGACAGGGCACUGAGUGGAAGAACCAUGGAUAUGUUUCUGCUUAUCUGGAGCAAGACUAGUUUCUGGCAUAGGCUCCAGACCAUGGUGACCCUGAUUUGAACAAGUGGUUAAUGAUUGUGAGCGUGUAAAAUACCUGUGACAUCAGUCUAGUGUUAUCAGUACAAUUUAUUUCAAAGAGCCUGUAAGAAAGGGGAACAUUUACCUGACCCUUUUUUCCAAAUCAACUUACUAUGUUAAUCUGUGCCUUGCUCAAGGGUACUACAGCCACAGGAGGGACUGGAACCUGUGACCUUUGGUUCCAAAAACAGCAGCUCUAACCACUACAUGUCAAAGAUGGUGCUUCACUAAUUCCCCUAACAGACAUGGGGUUAAAUAUGUGUAUACAGUAACCAGAACUGGCAUCAUUAGUACAUUUCAAACUGUGCAUGUAAAUGUUUCAGAUAUCAAGUCACCACCUGCAUGGAAAGUUGUCCCACCGGUAAUGUAGAAUUGUAUAAAGGUCUAAUGUACACCUGUAGACCCAUCCUUCUGAGAUUCAGGAGGAGUCUUAUUCUGCUGCGAUUGCGAAACCUCAAAAUAAAGGUAAUUAGAACUGGUGUUGAUUAAAUACAAGAGCAAUUGCAUUACUUGAUAACCACUCUGAAUGAGCCAGAGCACCACAAAAAACAGGUUGAGACUGUACUUCUGCAAGAGCUGAAGUAAUUUUGGCAGAGUAAGAGGAGAAAAAAGGUCCUUAAGUAUAACCAUUAAUACUGUACACAAACAGCCAAGUCCCAAAUGUGAAAAACACCAUGAAUACAUCC
Molecule: messenger RNA, 3071 nt
Organism: Scleropages formosus (Asian bonytongue)
Lineage: Eukaryota; Metazoa; Chordata; Actinopteri; Osteoglossiformes; Osteoglossidae
Gene: tex9
Product: testis expressed 9
Exons: 12
Coding region: 224-1549 (441 amino acids)
Source: RefSeq, a predicted model, not a curated record